This is a messenger RNA of Klebsormidium nitens, 1530 nucleotides long. The record is from the annotation of a GenBank genome assembly. Lineage: Eukaryota; Viridiplantae; Streptophyta; Klebsormidiophyceae; Klebsormidiales; Klebsormidiaceae.
GCUGCUCACAACUUCACGAGCUUCAAAUUCAUAUGUCAAUGAUGCAACACGGUUCGCAAGACCGCAUUGCCUCUGUGUUCCUCACUUGUGCCCUUCUGUGCUGGUAUCAAGCUGCUUCGUCCAGAGACCGGAAAUGCAGAGAUGCACACGUCCUGGCAAAGACGAAUCAUUGGAUGAAACAUUGUGAGAAGGCUGUUGGCGGUUUCCUGCAAACUGUGUAGAGUUUAGGCUAGUGAGCUGAGCUUGAGGGGUUGACCCGGGUUAUCGCCGCCAGUUUAUUGCUGAAGGUGGUGGUGAUUCUUAGACCAAGGUCUGAUUUCUACAGGAAGGGCUGCGUCUUCGGCGGGAUAUAGUCUGUUUUGAAGAUGAAUAAGCUCAACAAGGCCCAGAAAGAGAAGGUGCGCCAGUUCUGCGCAAUCGCCGAUGCCACGGAGAAGGCGUCCGUUGCGGCUCUGAAGGCUGCUGACUGGAACGUGGAAGCCGCAUUUGAGUUUUACUACAACCAGCCACACCCCUCCUCCCCUCAAGUUCGAACAGACCAGAGGCAGCUCGAAGCGCUCUACAGCCGGUACAAAGACCCGCACGCCGAUCAGAUCAGCGUUGAGGGCGUCUCGCAGUUCUGUGACGACUUGCAAGUGGAUCCGGGGGAUGUGGUCAUGCUUGUGAUUGCCUGGCACAUGGGAGCAGCGACGAUGUGCGAGUUUUCCAGAGACGAGUUCAUUUCUGGUCUGAAAAGCAUAGGGGUCGACUCGAUCAGCAAGCUCAGGCAACUGCUGCCCUCCUUGCGAGCCGAGAUGAAAGACGACAAUAAAUUCCGGGAAAUUUACAUGUUCACCUUCGACUGGGCGAAAGAAAAGGGUCAGAAGUCGUUGGCACUCGAAACGGCGCUGGGCAUGUGGAAGCUGCUGUACGCGCAAAAACCGUGGCCGCUGGUAGACCCCUGGUGCUCCUUUCUCCAGAAAAAGCAUAACAAGGCUAUCUCGAAGGACACGUGGUCGCAAGUAUUUGAAUUUGCGAAGUCAAUAGAUCCGUCGUUGUCAAAUUAUGAUUCGGAAGGGGCCUGGCCGUACCUCCUAGACGAGUUCGUUGACUGGUUGAAGGGGACAGGGCACGUGCAAGCGAUUGGGAUCUAGGACAGCAAUAUGGUAUCUCCUGUGCUUGACUACAUACUUGGCCUCUUAGCAGUAUUGGCUGGACCCAGAUCUGAGCGGAUCUUGGUUGGUAGACAUAUACCUUGUCAGCGUGCAAACCUGUAAAGAUGUCACCGCAAUGGCCUGUCACAUGUGCUUGAUCAAGGCCGUCUCAGUGAGUCUUUGCAACUACUAUCACAAAAGAUACUGUGCCGCCACUUUUACAUUUUUGCUAGCUCGGCACAUCAUUGAAGGAUGCACGACCUUGUAGAGUAGAUGUACCCCACAAUAGCACCCAAUGUUUGGAGCCACGUCAACCUCGUACUAAUUUGAGUCACCCACAUUUAGGUCCGCAUGCCCAGCGAGGUGAAAAGCCAGGAUCACAAAUAAUCAACUUGCA